Penicillium angulare is the source of this 915-nucleotide messenger RNA. RefSeq names its product cyclin-dependent protein serine/threonine kinase regulator SSN8 (gene ssn8). Bases 1 to 915 code for a protein of 304 amino acids. Gene Ontology annotation, molecular function: cyclin-dependent protein serine/threonine kinase regulator activity. Gene Ontology annotation, cellular component: nucleus; mediator complex. Gene Ontology annotation, biological process: positive regulation of transcription by RNA polymerase II. Lineage: Eukaryota; Fungi; Ascomycota; Eurotiomycetes; Eurotiales; Aspergillaceae. The transcript has 3 exons. The record is from RefSeq and is a predicted model, not a curated record.
AUGGCGGCGAAUUACUGGGCUUCGACGCAACGCCGGCAUUGGCUCUUCUCAAGGGAGAAGCUCGCCGAUAUUCGGGAAGGACUGCGUGAACGAGAUAAGGUCACCCAUUCACAGUUUCCGCUGCCGGAUCAGCGUCUGUUGAAUAUCUACUUCAAUCAACAACUUAUCAAACUUGGAAAGCGCAUGUCCACCAGGCAACAAGCAAUUGCAACAGCCCAAGUCUAUUUGAAACGUUUCUAUACCAAAAAUGAAAUUCGACAAACAAACCCAUACCUGCUUCUCACUACAGCCUUCUAUUUGGCUUGUAAGACGGAAGAAUGUCCCCAACAUAUCCGCUUUGUGGUCGGUGAAGCCCGUGGACUUUGGCCAGAAUUCAUCACGCACGAUGUAGCUAAACUUGGCGAAUGUGAGUUCGCAUUGAUCUCUGAGAUGAGCUCACAACUUAUCGUACACCAUCCAUAUCGCACCCUAACAGAGCUGCAAAGCGACUUAUCGCUCAACUCCGAUGAGGUCGCACUAGCCUGGUCCGUGAUCAAUGAUCACUAUCUGACAGAUCUUCCACUUCUGCAUCCACCUCAUGUAAUUGGUAUCAUGGCCAUCAUCAUUGCGGUGGUUUUCAAACCAGCUCACCCUGGUAACUUUGGCAACUCCGCACAGUCAGCGUUGGCGGCUACGAUGCGCGAUGGAGGCGGUAUGAACAUGUUGGCGUCGUCACUUUCUGAUAAGGCUGGACCUGGAGCCGCGCGGAUUCAAAAACUCGUUCAGUGGCUUGCGGAGAGUGAUGUUGACAUCAAGGCUGUUGUUGAAUGCACUCAGGAACUUUUGUCGCUAUAUGAGGUAUGGGAGCAGUACAGCGAAAAGCACUGCAAGGAACUGAUUGGUAGAAUGGUCAAGAGUAAGAACUUGGAUAAGUAA